AUGCGAGCCUUGCGCAGAGAUGCACUACGCACGCGGUUGAUGUGCGGGGCAGGGGGCGCAGGGAUGUGGGGUGGCUACGUGUACUGGGAACUGAGGCAGGCGGGGCACGAUGCGAUUGUCAAACAGCUGACUACAAAGAAGUUCAAAAUAUUAAACAACAGAGUCCGCACUCACGCCACUUGGCACAUACUCGGUACAGAACUCGACUAUUAUGACUCAAAUACGUCGGUCGGAACUGCCGACGAUGUUGAAAGAUAA
Messenger RNA from Arctia plantaginis, 258 nucleotides. The record is from the annotation of a GenBank genome assembly. Lineage: Eukaryota; Metazoa; Arthropoda; Insecta; Lepidoptera; Erebidae.